Molecule: messenger RNA, 749 nt
Organism: Hermetia illucens (black soldier fly)
Lineage: Eukaryota; Metazoa; Arthropoda; Insecta; Diptera; Stratiomyidae
Product: histone H1A, sperm-like
Exons: 1
Coding region: 75-665 (196 amino acids)
Biological process (GO): chromosome condensation; nucleosome assembly; negative regulation of DNA recombination
Cellular component (GO): nucleus; nucleosome
Molecular function (GO): structural constituent of chromatin; nucleosomal DNA binding; double-stranded DNA binding
Source: RefSeq, a predicted model, not a curated record
UGGAACCCCAUCGCUGACGAUACUGACACAAUAAUUUGUGUUGCCGAUUUUUUUGUCAAAUUUUUACAGUGAAUAUGUCUCAAGAUAAAAAAGUUUCUUUUAAAAUGAUGAUACUUGCUGCAAUUGAGGGGUUGAAGGGUCGAAGUGGCUCCUCAAUUCCAGCCAUCGGAAAAUAUAUUGCUCAUACAUAUGGUGUGGAUACGGAAAAGUCGAAAGUGCACAUUAAACGGUACCUGAAGAAGGCAGUUGAAAGUGGCGAGUUAAUUCAAACGAAAGGAAAGGGAUUUACGGGAUCAUUUAAAAUAUCAAAAACAAAAAAGACUGAACUUGCAAAGGAGAAAACAAAAGCCAAAAAAGCUGAAAAGAAAUCGAAAUCCCCAAAAACCGCUUCAGGUAAGAAACAAGGCCCCAAAGCGAGCGCUGCAGUGAAACCAAAGAAGCCAAAGGGAUCUGAUGAUGUGAAUGACGAAAAAGGACUUAAAUUGAAAAUUCCUAUGAAGAAGAAAACUAUGGCAAAAUCUAAACAGAAAAAAACAAAACCCAGUGUGAAAGAAAAGGAUUCAAAGAUUGUUCUGAAACGUGCUAGUUUGAUAGGAAAUAUGAAGCCCCACAAGACAACGAAGAAGAGAAAUAAAACUGCAAAGAGUACUCCGGAGGCCGCUUGAAAGGCUGACUGUGUUGAUCUUUUUAUGACAUAAUUUUAAGGACGUGAUCUAUUUUUCGUUUUAUUCUUUUUAGUUUUAAUAAAA